This is a messenger RNA of Cherax quadricarinatus, 1018 nucleotides long. The record is from RefSeq and is a predicted model, not a curated record. Lineage: Eukaryota; Metazoa; Arthropoda; Malacostraca; Decapoda; Parastacidae.
GAUGUCAGCUGGAGGAGUGUAAACACCAACAUUUGUUGUGGUGUUACUGUGGCCUCACACUUACUCUCUCACACCUCACACUACACCUCCAGGUAACAGCACACGAGCAGCCUUCUGGAACGAAUUAUGGCCGAAACUCGAGGUACCACUGUAUAUUAACCACUCAUUAUAUGCUAAGGACAAAAAUAUUUUAAGAAUGCAUAGACUGUGCAGAAAGGAAGUUUUUCUCUUAGUUGUGGUGGGACUAAGCUGCUUGGUAGCACAAAUAAUCCCAGACACAAGCAGAAGUAAAAGUGGACCUGAUGGCAGCAGUAGCACCAGCACUAGCAGCAGCAGCAGUAGCACCACCACUAGCAGCAGCAGCAGUAGCAGUAGCGAUGGAGACAAAAAUAAGAAUAAGGAGAAUUUGAAGUCUGCCAAACUACCACCAUGCAGUGCCUGCAAGACCCUGACAGACUCUUUCAAAAAGGGAAUAGAGUCAACUGCUCGUGGAAAGUUUGAAGGUGGAGACUCAGCUUGGGAAGCAGAGAAAAUGGUGUCGUAUAAGAAAUCUGAAGUGCGAUUGAUUGAGAUUCAGGAAAAAUUAUGCAAAGAUGUUGAAAGAGGACAGAAACAGUGUGAAGCUGGUGCAGAGGAGCAUGAGGGACUGCUAGAAGACUGGUGGUUCCAGGAGCAGGAGGUGCAGCCUGACCUACACAUGUGGCUCUGUAUAGACACACUCAGGGUGUGCUGUCCCACUAAUCACUAUGGCCCUCGCUGCCUUCCGUGUAAAGGUGGCAUUGACAACCCUUGUAAUGGGAAUGGCAAGUGUAAGGGUGCAGGAACAAGGAAGGGAAGUGGUGACUGUUCUUGCAACCCAGGUUACAAAGGUGACAUGUGUGAUGCUUGUAGCUAUGGGUACUAUGAAGCAUACAAAGACGACACAAAGCUCCUGUGUGAACAGUGCCACAAGGCUUGCAAUGGCCCAUGCAGUGGGGUUAGUCAAAGUUACUUUAUUACAUAACUUUAUCUCCAAAAA